Gymnogyps californianus (California condor) is the source of this 917-nucleotide messenger RNA. RefSeq names its product malectin (gene MLEC). Gene Ontology annotation, molecular function: carbohydrate binding. NCBI's taxonomy places the organism in Eukaryota, Metazoa, Chordata, Aves, Accipitriformes, Cathartidae. The transcript has 5 exons. The coding region runs from base 1 to 846 and encodes 281 amino acids. Gene Ontology annotation, cellular component: membrane. The record is from RefSeq and is a predicted model, not a curated record.
AUGGUGGGCGCCGGGGCGCGCGGGGCGCCGCCGGUGCUGCCGCCGCCCUUGCUGCUGCUGCCGCUGCUGCUGCUGCUGCGGGGCGCGGCGGGCGGCCUCGCCGACAGCGUCGUCUGGGCCGUCAAUGCGGGCGGCGAUGCCCAUGUGGACGUGAACGGCAUCCACUUCCGCAAGGACCCGCUCGAGGGCCGCGUGGGCCGAGCUUCUGACUACGGUAUGAAGCUGCCCAUCUUGCGGUCCAACACAGAAGAUCAGAUUCUGUACCAGACCGAGCGUUACAAUGAGGAAACCUUUGGCUAUGAAGUUCCCAUCAAAGAGGAGGGUGACUAUGUGCUGGUGUUGAAGUUUGCAGAGGUGUAUUUUGCACAGUCUCAACAGAAGGUAUUUGAUGUUCGCUUGAAUGGCCAUGUGGUGGUGAAGGACUUGGACAUUUUUGACAGAGUUGGACACAGCACAGCUCACGAUGAGAUCAUUCCCAUGAGUAUCAAAAAGGGGAAGCUGAGUGUCCAGGGGGAGGUUUCCACGUUCACGGGGAAACUCCACAUUGAGUUUGUAAAGGGCUACUAUGACAAUCCGAAAAUCUGUGCCCUAUACAUCCUGCAAGGAACAGUGGAAGAUGUUCCAAAGCUGCAGCCACACCCAGGUCUGGAGAAAAAAGAGGAAGAUGAUGAUGAAGAUGAAUAUGAUGAUGGUUCCAGUGUUAAAAAACAGGCAAAUAAGAACCGGGUUCAGUCAGGCCCACGCACACCAAACCCCUAUGCCUCGGACAACAGCAGCCUCAUGUUUCCUAUAUUGGUGGCCUUUGGUGUCUUCAUUCCUACCCUCUUCUGCCUCUGCCGAUUGUGAGAGCAAGCCCCACAGAGCAUCAGCCAAGGGGCUGGGAGGGAAGGAGUUGGACCAAACACAGUUGCUUUCAA